AUGGGAGACGUUAACCCAUUCAGUGACAGUGGUGAGAACAAUGAGAGCAUAGGAAUCAAUCCUUCCAAUAUUCCCAAGGUUCCAGUAGUCCAGUAUGAUGAGAAGGACGAAGAUGAAGAAAUGGGAGUAUUUUCAGCAGAGGAGUCUAACAGUGUCCAAUUAGAUAAUGGAGAAUUGAGUUUAGGUGAAGAAAAUGUAGAAGAGGAACAAGAAAUAUCUCCGUUUGAGUACGAGUUUAGUUCUGCACUUUGCUUAAAGUCAUCGGAUCGUAUAUUGGAUGAUCUCAGGUCAGAUCCACUUUUUCUUCUUAAACAGCAAGAUGGUGUUAUAUCUUUACCAACAAUAAACUAUGCCAAACAAUUGUCCCAGAAUGGCGCCUCAACGAUGAAAUAUCAGCCGGUUUACUGGGAUACUAAGAAUCCAGAUUUUGGCUCUUAUCGCACCAUUGAGUUGGACGGCAAUACUUCACUUGCAACAUUUACGGGAUUACUUGUUCCGUGUGAUUCACAUUCGUUAUUCGAGGAUAGUGUCAUAUAUCAUUACUGCAUCAAAAUUAAGUAUUACAAUGAUAGAAUUAAUGUCAAAAACAGUUUUUAUGGAUUUCACGACAGUCAGCUAUCUGACUCGGAUAGGAUUUAUAUUGAACCCGAAGAUAUUUUGUGUGCCGCUGGGGAAAUUCCGAAGGAGUCGAUAGAUAUCCUUUUGAAAUCCCUUCCAAAAGUGGUUGAUUCGGGGAACUUCAUUUCGAAGGAAACCGGAACAGUUAUUAGAGUGGAAGUGUACUCCAGUAUCCUCGAUCAAAGUGACUUGGAAUUGUUUAGUUUAACAGAGAUUCAAACAAGAGUUGCUAAAUUUAACUCACAAGAACCAGAAGGUCAGUCUUUUGGUAACGCAUUGACCCCGCAUGACAGUUUUCUGAAAUUUAGAUCCGUUUUAACUGGCGCUAUCAAACAAACUGAUGAAAGAGAUUUAAAGAAGAUAGAUGUACAGAAGAAGUUUCUACAGGUUUCCAUUGAUAUUGAUUUGUUGCUUGAUAAGUUUUUUUUUUCAUUGGAUAACGAGAAUAACUCACCUUGCAUUUAUCCGGUUAUAAUAUCUAAACUAGGAGAGUAUUCGUUUGUUUAUGAAAACUUUUUGAGGAGGGCUGCCAAUGAGGCUGCCUAUUUUGCAGCUAUUACCUCACCCAACCAGUAUGAUUUUUCAAAUAGCUUUUCGAAUUCAUUUGAAAGUGUAUUUAAUGUCCUUCAUGAAUUUGAUUCACAGCAGCAAAAUUACAAUUGGCUGAAAUGGAAUGAUAAAUACUACAACGAGGCUUCAAUUGUUUUAUCAAUAUGUCCUCAUUACAAUGACCAGUUGAUCAUUAAUAUGUAUCAGAAUUUAACGACACAUGAUCCAGUUAACAGCCCAAUUUAUUUUGAUGCCUUGACUUAUUUCGUUACUUCAAGAUACUCCGAUGAUCUUCCCUAUUAUGUUACUAUUUUGAAAGAGAAGGGUAUAUUAGGAUUUGGAGAGUUGAAAGGAUGUUUUGAUAGAUUUGGGUUCCACAUUAGUUCUUGCGAUACGUUGGAUAGUAUAACUGAUGAACAACUAUUAUUGGCAUACCAGAACCAGCUCAUUGUUGCUACAUCCAAAUACGAGAAGGUCACUUUUAGAGAUUGUCUUGCAAAAAUUGCGAAAUAUAGGUCCAGUGAGUACCUUCAACGAUAUUUGAAUACGGAACCUUUCUUUGACUUGCUGGAUGCGUAUCAGUUACUCGAAAUCGAGCCAAACCUUGAUGAUUCUUUGUUAAUCACUCUCUAUGAUUAUAGAAUAUCAGAGAGUGGAAUGGGAUAUGAUCCAAAUGUAGCAAGAGCUUUUUUCACAAUAGUCCUUGCUAGGAAAAGUGUUAUCCUAAUGGAGUAUAUAGAAAGAAAUUUGCCUCAAUUUUCGAUUGGAGCAGUUAGUUUGAAGGACAGUUAUUCCACUAUUGGUUGUUUAGAAACUGCUGAUGAUUUGGCUAUUAUUAGAAUCUUUCAAGAACGGGCUCAGAAGGAUACAGGUACGGAUUUCCGCUAUUUAUGGAAAUCAUUGAAAACAAUCGGUGAUGCAAGACACUCAAAAUUAAUUGAGGCUUUUAUAUCAAGCGGUAUCAUUGACACUUCUUUACUGGCUGUGGACCAAUCUCCAGCUGGUUUAAACAAUAUUGGUAAUACAUGUUAUCUAAACUCGUUGUUGCAAUAUUACUUUGUCAUUGAACCUUUGCGUAACUAUGUUUUAAACUUCAACGAGGUCUUUGAUCCUGAAGAAUUCAACAAAAAUGAGAAGUACUCAAUUCGCAGAAUUGGUGGUAGAACAGUUAAUAUUAAGGAGACUGAAAGAUCGUACCAAUUUAUGUACCAACUUAGAGACCUAUACUACAAACUAAUUCAUGAAAAUGAGAGCUGUGUCACGCCCACAAGUGAAUUAGCUUAUUUAUCAUUUAGCCCAAUAAGCUUUGAAGUUGAAUUUGAGGAGCCAGUCGUUGAUGUGAAUGGUGAGUCGUUGAAGGUGGGACCUUUGGAAAGCCAACAAGUCGAGAAAGACCUUUUUGUGCAUUCAGAAGACUUGAAAGAAGAUGUCACUGAUUUAAUAGAUUUAUCAGAUACUGAUAAUGCUAAACCUGAGAUUCCGUGCGUUAAUGUUGAAGAAGAUAGUAUAGGGAAUGAUGAAGAAGCUACAGACGCAGUGUCCCUGAAAAAAGUUUCGAAAAAAUUAUGCAGCCCGAAAAAGGUCAACCAUACUGCUGCUGUAUGCAAGAUCAGCGCAGACCAAUUUGAAUUUGCAGUGGAGAUGGGAAAUCAACAAGAUGUUACAGAGUGUAUAUCUAAUGUCUUAACUCAGAUUGAGAGUGCUAUGAAGCCAGAUGAAUUAGACGAAAAUAAUGAGCAAUUAGAUAUGAUCAAGGAUCUUUUUUUUGGUAAGACCAAGCAAAGACUAGUCCCCGUUGACAAAGAGACCAAACAAGAUAUACCAGGUGGAAGUGUUAGAACCAAAAUUGAAAGCUUUUUGAAUCUAAUUGUUAACAUUGGAGACCACCCUAAAGAUAUCUAUGAUGCAUUAGACACUUUCUUCACCGAAGAUUUGUUGGAAUUAGAGGAUGGAGAGGUCAAAAGGUCCUUAACUAUAAUUGAGCUUCCGAAAAUUUUACAAAUUCAAAUUCAGCGAGUUCAAUUUGACCGUGUUAAGUUAAUUCCAGUGAAGUCAAACGAUCCAAUACCAUUUGGAGAGAAACUAUACAUGGAUAGAUACUUGGAAACUGACGAUGAGACAAUCAUUAACAAAAGGCAGGAAGUUUUCAAUUGGAGACGGCGUGUUGUCGAGUUAAACGAGAGAAAGUCUAUUUUAACUCUGGUCAACGACCAAGGCAUGACAAAUAAAGAUGUACUAAUUACUACCAGGGAUUUUUUAAAAUCCGAAAACGUCAAGGAACUAGGUGUCACUGUGGACAUGAACACGCUUGAGAUACUUGACCUUGAAAUCGAAAGAAUCCAGACCGAAUUGGAAGCAAUUAACAAUGAACUGGAGGUGCUUCAGAAUAAUAUAACUCAGCAAUUUAAAGGGUUUGAAAAAAUUGGAUAUUCAAUUUUUGCAGUUUUUAUUCAUCGUGGUCAAGCUUCUUAUGGUCAUUACUGGAUUUAUAUUAGAGAUCCAAAGAACAAUGUUUACCGUAAGUACAAUGAUGAAAUAGUCAGUGAAGUUACAAUUGAAGAAGUUUUUAACUUUGCAGAGGGCAACACAGCAACACCGUAUUAUUUGACGUUUAUUAAGGACGAUCUGUUAGAUCAAAUUACUCCUUUACAACGUGAUGUUAUUGUUGAAGAGAAAUUACAAGAAUUACAGAGGGCGGGAAAUAAUCCCACUAUAGAAAUGGAAAUGGACGUUGAUUAA
This is a messenger RNA of Pichia kudriavzevii, 3906 nucleotides long. RefSeq lists its product as uncharacterized. Gene Ontology annotation, biological process: regulation of proteasomal protein catabolic process; proteasome-mediated ubiquitin-dependent protein catabolic process; protein deubiquitination. The record is from RefSeq and is a predicted model, not a curated record. Lineage: Eukaryota; Fungi; Ascomycota; Pichiomycetes; Pichiales; Pichiaceae. Gene Ontology annotation, molecular function: proteasome binding; cysteine-type deubiquitinase activity. The coding region runs from base 1 to 3906 and encodes 1301 amino acids. The transcript has a single exon.